UGCGUUAUGUCUUGUUUUCAUAGUCAGCAACAGCAGGGAAAGUAACUGUACUGAGGAAAAUGCCGUGCCUCAACGUCACCACCAACGUCUCCCUCGACGGGGUUGACACCUCUUCCAUCCUCUCCGAAGCCACCGCCACGGUCGCCAGCAUCAUCGGCAAACCAGAGGCCUAUGUGAUGAUUGUACUGAAGGGAUCAGUGCCCAUAUCUUUUGGUGGGAAUGAGCAGCCAGCAGCUUAUGGAGAAUUGAUUUCCAUUGGUGGUAUUAAUCCUAGUACGAACAAGGAACUUAGUGCUGCAAUUUCUUCAAUUCUGGAAACCAAAUUAUCGGUGCCCAAGUCACGGUUUUACCUGAAAUUCUAUGACAGUAAGGGUUCCAACCUUGGAUGGAAUGGAUCUACAUUCUGAAUUCUAUUUACAUUUGUUGUGGCGGUACCUUGACUGUUGGAACGAGUCCUCUCAGUAUGUGUUUAUUAUGUCUAUGUUUGAUAUCUUAAUAUAAAAGUACUUGGACUUCUGGUAGCCUUGGCAUGGGUAUCAUAUCAUGCAAAUGUAAGUUGAUUAAUCCCUAGGAUAAAUGGGGUUUGUAUGUUUGUCACUUUUGUGACAAAAACUAUCUUCCGCCGCUUUAAAUGCUCGUAAAUUUAUAUUGAUGAUGCAUUUUGUGAAUUAA
Messenger RNA from Vigna angularis (adzuki bean), 672 nucleotides. RefSeq lists its product as uncharacterized. Bases 60 to 407 code for a protein of 115 amino acids. The record is from RefSeq and is a predicted model, not a curated record. Lineage: Eukaryota; Viridiplantae; Streptophyta; Magnoliopsida; Fabales; Fabaceae. The transcript is spliced from 3 exons. Gene Ontology annotation, molecular function: phenylpyruvate tautomerase activity.